UCUAGAAGUCUGAAUUACAUACAGUUCAGAUUGUUUUUCGCUUCUUCCCUUGCAGAAACCAUAACCAAAGCACCCAUGGCUUCAACCCAUGAUGAUGCAAAAUCCAUUAAUGUCCAAGACAAAGAGGAAGAAAAUUUUGCCUUCGCCAUGCGAUUGGCCAGAGCUUCUGUGCUUCCCAUGGUGUUGAAAGCAGCAAUAGAGCUCGACGUGCUCGAGAUCAUAUCUUCAGCUGGCCCUGAUGCAUAUCUCUCGCCUUCAGAGAUCGCAUCACAACUGCAGACAUACAACCCAGAUGCGUCAACCAUGAUCGACCGUAUGCUGCGUCUCCUUGCUUCUUGUUCUGUUCUGAACUGCUCUCUUGUCAAACGUGAGAAUGGUCAAGUAGAAAGGUGCUAUGGCUUGGCACCCGUCUGCAAAUUCCUCACCCGGAACCAGGAUGGAGUCUCGAUUGCCCCUUUGCUUCUACUGCUUCAGGACAAAGUCUUUAUGGAUAGUUGGUAUCAUUUGAGAGAUACUGUUAUUCAAGGUGGGAUUCCUUUUAAUAAAGCCCAUGGGAUGUCUGCUUUUGAAUACCCUAGAAUAGAUUCUCGGUUCAACAAAGUUUUCAAUAAGGCAAUGUCAGAUGCCACAGUUAUAGUCACGAACAAGAUUCUUGAAACAUACAAGGGAUUUGAAGGUCUCAAAGUGGUGGUUGAUGUUGGAGGUGGAAUUGGAGUUGCACUUAACUUAAUCACAUCUAAGUAUCCUCAAAUUAAGGGUAUUAAUUUCGAUUUGCCUCAUGUUGUGGCAGGUGCAUCAUCUUAUCCUGGUGUGGAACAUGUUGGAGGGGAUAUGUUUGAAAGUGUCCCACAGGGAGAUGCCAUUUUUAUGAAGCUCAUACUUCAUGAUUGGAGUGAUGAACAUUGUUUGAAGCUAUUAAAGAACUGUUGGAAAGCUCUUCCAAAGUCUGGAAAGAUUAUCAUUGUGGAAUUGAUUCUUCCAGAUCCAGAGGCUCCUGAUGAGAUUAAAAUGUUCUCUGACACUACCUUCACAGAUUUAAUAAUGUUAGCUCAAAAUCCCGGAGGAAAAGAGAGGUCAUACAAAGAAUUUGAGGCUCUGGCAAUGAGCUCUGCAUUUUCAAGUUGUGAAAUGGUUUGUAGGGCUUAUAAUUAUCGUGUUUUAGAGUUCUGCAAAUGAUAAGAUUGUUUGUUUUGCAAAAGCUUGUGUUUGUGUGUCAUGGAAUCCAAAUUUUACAACUGAAUUCGGAUUUAAGGGAUGUUAAAGGAAUCCAAAUAUUAGAGAACUGAAUCGAUUCAGAUAAAGGGAUGUCCGAACUGAAUUUAAUGUGCUUUCAACUUUAUUCCUA
Messenger RNA from Nelumbo nucifera (sacred lotus), 1345 nucleotides. Its product is annotated as caffeic acid 3-O-methyltransferase-like. Gene Ontology annotation, molecular function: protein dimerization activity; O-methyltransferase activity. The record is from RefSeq and is a predicted model, not a curated record. NCBI's taxonomy places the organism in Eukaryota, Viridiplantae, Streptophyta, Magnoliopsida, Proteales, Nelumbonaceae.